This is a messenger RNA of Monoraphidium neglectum, 834 nucleotides long. RefSeq names its product GTP cyclohydrolase II. The record is from RefSeq and is a predicted model, not a curated record. Gene Ontology annotation, cellular component: cytosol. Gene Ontology annotation, molecular function: 3,4-dihydroxy-2-butanone-4-phosphate synthase activity; GTP cyclohydrolase II activity. The coding region runs from base 1 to 834 and encodes 277 amino acids. NCBI's taxonomy places the organism in Eukaryota, Viridiplantae, Chlorophyta, Chlorophyceae, Sphaeropleales, Selenastraceae. The transcript is spliced from 5 exons. Gene Ontology annotation, biological process: riboflavin biosynthetic process.
AUGAUGCUCACCAAGCUCCAAACGCCCUCCUGCCGCGUGGCCACUAACAAGAGCGUGCGUGCGCACGGCGCUGGGUGCCCGUGCUGCGCGGGCCGGUCCCGGUCGGUGCGCGUGAGCGCUGCCGCGCCCUCGGCGCCCGGGGCUCAAAAGGACGGCCUGGUUCGCCUCAUUGACGAGGACAAGGUCCGCACCGUGCACAUUGCCGAGACCAUGCUGCCCACGCGUCAUGGCAACUUCCGCCUGCGCGGCUACAAGCACUCGACCGAUGGCGGCAAGACGUUCGCGGAGCCCACUGCCAUCAUCUGCGGCAAAGUGGAGGGCUGCGAGGAGGUUGUCCUGCGCGUGCACGAUGCGUGCUUCACCUCCGAGGUUCUAGGCUCCCUCAAGUGCGACUGCGCCGAGCAGCUGCAGAUGUCGAUGGAGUACAUCCACGCCAACGCCCCCGGCAUCGUGAUCUACCUCUGGCAGGAGGGCCGCGGCAUUGGCCUGGCCAACAAGAUUGCGGCCUACAAGCUGCAGGAGCAGGGGCUCGACACCGUCGACGCCAACCGCGCCCUCGGCCUGCCUGACGACAGCCGCGAGUACACCAGUGUGCGCAACAUCCUGGCGGAGCUGGGCGUCAAGAGCGUGCGGCUGAUGACCAACAACCCCCGCAAGAUCAACGUGCUGACCGCCCUGGGCGUCAAGGUCACCGGCCGCGUGCCCUGCCAGAUCCAGGCCGGCAACCACAACAAGGGUUACCUUGAGGCCAAGACCAUGCGCAUGGACCAUAUGAUCGACAAUUCCUACUGGACCCUCGACGAGGCUCCUGUGGCCCCUGCCCAGGCCGAGUAA